AUGUCAGUGCAGCAGGAAGGCAUCAAUAAAGUGGCCUCCGCCGCAGGGAACGCCAACCAUCACAACAAACGACCAGUGGUGCUCGUUUAUCCCACCGUAUCUCCGGAAACGGUGGUGGUGCCGAUCAUCUCGUGCAUCUUCGGCUUUCCGCUGUUGGCCCUGCUGGUCAUUUGCUGUUUGAGACGACGCGCCAAGAUGGCGCGCGAGCAGGCGCGCAGGCGCAACUGCGACACCGAACACGGUACAUACUCUAUUGUCAGAUUCAGUCCAAUACACUAUUUAGGUCGCUCGUCGAGGGCCAUUUCGUUGCGAUCGGAGCGCGGAAUGAGCCGGGGAUUCCCAUCGUUGGAAUUGGACACGGUGGUGGAGGAGCGUUCCGACGCCGACGCCGAGCCCGAUCAGACCGUCAUCGAGAUGAUGACGCCCGACGGCGAGAGCGAUUCCAAUCACAAGAUCAGAUAG
This is a messenger RNA of Phyllotreta striolata, 462 nucleotides long. NCBI's taxonomy places the organism in Eukaryota, Metazoa, Arthropoda, Insecta, Coleoptera, Chrysomelidae. The record is from the annotation of a GenBank genome assembly.